AUGACGCCAAAGUACUUUUGCUCCAACUGCUUCUCCCGAGUACAGUCUGAUCAGAGCGUUUUCGGACCUGCGAUCAUCUCCGAUCGAUCACAAUCGUGGGCGAGGUAUUCCAAAUGGCUGGCUUUUGCGUCGACCAAGGCCUAUGUUUUAGCGUCGCUGUAUGUCGAGCUUCUCAAGUUGGAUGAAGCCAUACGCAAACAGUGUCGCACAUCAAAGCGAACAGGACAAAAGCCACAGUUCCCGCCAGCCUUUCCUCCAACGCCAAUCCUUCCGCCCAGCAUCAAUUAUGCCCCGAGUGUCACUCCCAAUGUCAUGGACAAGACUGCGCCAAAUGCGCAGACCGUAUGCCCGGGCUACAAGGCGUCUAAUGUGCAAGAGAGCUCCUCUGGCGUGAAGGCUGACCUCAGCUUGGCUGGACAAGCCUGCAACGUGUAUGGCAACGAGAUCACGAACCUGAUCCUGGAUGUGCAAUACCAAAGCCAGCAACGCCUAGCGGUGCGCAUCUAUCCAAAGUACCUUGCUGCUAGCAACCAGUCACAAUACAUCCUCUCGCCCACCCUUGUAGCGCAGGGCAACGUCGAAUCUGGUGCGAGCAAGAGCAAGAGCGACCUCAUCUUCACUUGGAGCAAUGAUCCAAGCUUCCAUUUCAAGAUCUCGCGCGCGGGCUCUGGCGAGGUCAUCUUCGAUACCUAUGGCCAUAAAAUCGUGUUCGAGGACCAAUUCCUUGAGCUCGUGACCAACAUGGUGCCUCAAUAUAACAUCUACGGACUUGGUGAGGGCCUGCGAGGCUUUCGCAUUCCCAACAAUUACACUCAGACGAUGUGGAACGCGUACAACCUUGACAAUGAUCAAAUACUCGACGUGAACGCUCAUGGGGUUCACCCAGUCUAUGUGGAGACACGUUAUGCCAAUGGUACAUCCACCUCCCAUGGUGUAUACGCUCGUAAUGCGCACGGUCAGGAAUGGCUUAUGCGAGACACGACCGUCAGCUAUCGCGCGAUCGGUGGCAGCUUCGACCUCUACUUCUUCUCUGGUUCGACUGCAAAACAAGUCAUCAGCCAAUACCAGACCGGCGUUAUCAACACGCCAUACUUGCCAGCGUACUGGCACCUUGGCUUCCUCCAGGUCCGAUGGGGCUACCAGAACUGGUCCAACCUCCAAGAGGUCGUCGACCUAUACGCGGAUCAAAAUAUCCAGCUCGAAGCAAUCAUGAACGAUCUCGACUACCUGAAGAUGAAUCGCGAUUUCACCAACAACCCUGGUCAUUACGACCUUGCUGAAGGUGCCGCAUUCUUGGAGAGACUACAUGCCAAUGGACAAUACUACCUGCCUAUCCUGGACCCCAACAUAUAUGUGCCAGAUCCGACCAACGCAUCUGAUGCCUAUUCCACGUACGAUGCUGGUGCAGCUGUUGAUGCCUAUAUCCAUAAUGGUAACGAUAGCUUCUACGUCGGUGUCGAGUGGCCUGGCUUCAGCGUUUUCCCAUCGUUCAUCACGACCCAGGCGCAAAGCUUCUGGACUGAGCAGAUCGUAGCGUUUCAUAAGUUAAUCUCCUUCGACGGGUUUUGGCUGGACGUGAAUGAUGCCGUGUCCUACUGCACGGGUUCCUGCGGCCAGAACAUGAUUGAGGAGAAUCCAAUCCACGUUCCGUUCGCUCUGCCCGGCGAUCCAAAUACCUCCAUCGCUGUCGACUAUCGGUAUCCAGAGAUGUUUAAUAUCACCAACGCCACCGAGGCGGCCUCUGCUAGCUCUGCAAUGAUGUCGCAGUCGCUUGCAUAUCCCACCCCUUCGGUGACACCAACGCCGGUCUUGGCGCGCACCAUUCCCACACCGGGCAUCCGAAACUUGAACUUCCCUCCCUAUGCUAUCAACAACUUUUUGCCAGGCCAUAGCUUGGUCAAGGAAGUCAUAUCACCAAAUGCCACUCACCCCGAUGGCCCAUACAACAGCACCGAGUAUGAACUUCACAACCUCUAUGGGCACGUAAGUGGCCGGGCGACUUACAACGCACUUAAGGAAGUCUUCACUGGGAAGCGACCUUUCUUUAUCAACCGUUCUACAUUCGCUGGAAGUGGUAACUUUUCCGGUCACUGGGGAGGUGACACCAACAGUAUGUGGGGUGACAUGUACUUUGGCAUCCCACAAGCGUUGCAAUUCAGCAUCUUCGGCAUUCCGUACUUCGGCGUCGAAACCUGUGGGUUCAAUGGCAAUGCUGACAUGGAACUGUGUACCCGCUGGAUGCAGCUGAGUGCCUGGUUCCCGAUGUACCGCAACCAUAACAACCGAAACACCAUCGCUCAAGAGGCAUACCGCUGGUCUACCACAGCUGAGGCCACUCGCCGCAUCAUGAACAUCCGCUAUUCCCUCGCACCAUACACAUACACUCUAUUUCACAAGGCCAAUGUUGCUGGUGAGACUGUGCUUCGCGCGCUCGCAUGGGAGUUCCCGAACGAUGCAUCCUUGAAAGCAGUCGAGACACAAUUCAUGUCCGGUCCGGCGAUCCUCGUUACACCAGUACUCGCGCCCCUUGCCACUACGGUACAAGGUGUCUUCCCGGGCAUCGCUGACGGCACUAAUUGGUAUGAUUGGUACACGUUCCAGAAGAUUCAUGCCGCAGCUGGAGAGAACAAGACUCAAGACGCACCACUUGUUCAUCAGCCUGUCGCGAUUCGUGGUGGCUACAUAAUCCCUAUUCAGAAGGCUGGUAAUACCACCAAGACCUCGCGAAUGAACCCUUGGAGCUUGGUUGUCGCUCUUGACAAGGACGGACAGGCUAGUGGCGAGUUGUACCUCGACGAUGGCAUCACGCUCAACCCAAGCCAGACCAAGAAUGUUCAGUUCAUGUAUGCAAACAACACACUCAAGGCCACGGUCUCAGGCAAUUACAACGACAACAUCCCACUAGCCAACGUGACUAUCGCCGGGUAUAGCGGCCAAGUCAAAUCGGUCUCUGUCAAUGGCGUCCCAGCGUCGAAGGCACAGGCUCAGUCUGGCAACGGCAACGUUCUGUACAUCACGGGCUUGCAGGAUGCGACGAGCAAGGGCGUUUACAACAGCGACCUCACCAUUCAACUGCAAGGUGCUGGCUCGAGUGGCAGCGCAAGCGCUACUUCGACACUUUCGAGCAAGGUCAGCUCCAGCCAGAAAAGCUCUGCGACCGCGUCUAACGCGGGAGGCUAUCACGGCUCGCACAGCGCAUGGGGGCCCAGCUCUGCCGGUGGAUGGUGA
Recurvomyces mirabilis is the source of this 3228-nucleotide messenger RNA. RefSeq lists its product as uncharacterized. The record is from RefSeq and is a predicted model, not a curated record. The coding region runs from base 1 to 3228 and encodes 1075 amino acids. NCBI's taxonomy places the organism in Eukaryota, Fungi, Ascomycota, Dothideomycetes, Mycosphaerellales, Teratosphaeriaceae. Gene Ontology annotation, molecular function: hydrolase activity, hydrolyzing O-glycosyl compounds; carbohydrate binding. Gene Ontology annotation, biological process: carbohydrate metabolic process. The transcript is spliced from 6 exons.